AUGAAAUAAAAUUGUAAACAAUUGAAGACUAAGAAUGCACAAACUAUAUAUAAUGUUUUCUGCAGUGUAGGUAUUGCUCUCAAUUAUGAUUUUAGUAUAAUAAUUGAUCCAGAAUAAAAGCGAACUAUGAAAAAUUAAUUAAGUCUCAAAGAGAGCACGGCAAUCUAAGCAGAGAUGGUAUUGACUUAGCAAUAAUGA
Paramecium tetraurelia is the source of this 198-nucleotide messenger RNA. RefSeq lists its product as uncharacterized. The record is from RefSeq and is a predicted model, not a curated record. NCBI's taxonomy places the organism in Eukaryota, Ciliophora, Oligohymenophorea, Peniculida, Parameciidae. The transcript is spliced from 2 exons.